AUGCCUCGCGGAAACGACCAAGUCACCAAAGUCUUCUACCACGGCAAAGAUGAUGACUUCGUCAUCUUCGUUGACGACGCCGCCGCUGCCCAGCAAUGGCGCCAUGACCGCACCGUCCCUCUAGCACAAGUCGUUUCUGGCUGGAAGAUUUUUGUCACUCACAAGCAAGGCGCACAAGGCAUCCUCGACGGAGCCAGCCAGGCCAUGCUCGACAACGAAUUCGGCACACAUCGAGAGGAGGAUGUGGUGCAGCAGAUUUUGGAGAAGGGUGACAUCCAGGAAGCUACAAACCGCGAACGCCAGGGUGAUCGCAAUGUCAUGAACGGCGGUAACUUUGUAAACACUUUCCAGGUUUAG
Messenger RNA from Talaromyces marneffei, 357 nucleotides. RefSeq lists its product as uncharacterized. The transcript has 3 exons. Bases 1 to 357 code for a protein of 118 amino acids. The record is from RefSeq and is a predicted model, not a curated record. Lineage: Eukaryota; Fungi; Ascomycota; Eurotiomycetes; Eurotiales; Trichocomaceae.